This is a messenger RNA of Suillus discolor, 612 nucleotides long. RefSeq lists its product as uncharacterized. NCBI's taxonomy places the organism in Eukaryota, Fungi, Basidiomycota, Agaricomycetes, Boletales, Suillaceae. The record is from RefSeq and is a predicted model, not a curated record. The transcript has 3 exons. The coding region runs from base 1 to 612 and encodes 203 amino acids.
AUGGCAUUCUUUGCUUCAACACUGGAAUAUGAGACCCAGGAAGCUUGCAAGGAAUAUGCUGAGUGUCAGCUUCAAGACUGUUGCUUCACGUAUGAUGAUCCCGAUAAUGAUGAGGAGCCAGGCACAUUUUUGUCUGAGUACAUGUUGCGCAUUUUUGCUGCCCACCUCACUGCAAUUUCUGGCAAAGUGAGGGUGGAUGGACUCGUCGAAUUUGGCAAACCCGGUUAUCUUACUGCACUCAUGCUAUCGGCUGUGGCAGCUGAGCAUGCUCUUGUCUUGGUUCAAAAUUGCUUAUUAGUCAACACUGAUCCCUCUGAUGAUGGUGGUAAAACCCACAAGAUUAUCCAGACGCUGAACAAGGCAACUAAUAAGAUGAGCCAUACUGGAACAGCAUUUUUAUCUGGAAACUGGGAGACAGACACCAUGGCAUACAUGGAGAGUAUCAAGGAUCUACCUCACAAACAUAUCCAAGAAAUUCUUACUCAAGCGGAAGGUUACAUGAAGCACACAUGUCCCCAAUGUCGCAUUAGCGACACAGGAGUCUCAAUGCAUCAUUUUUUGAGUGUGUACUUCUCAGAUCUUGUACUCAAGUCACCCAUUGACAUCUCAUAG